CUUCAUCAUCAUAUCAUCGAGUUCGCAAAGCCUCCUUCAAUGAAUCGACCGCGGCGUUUCUCCGUAUCUGUAAGGUGUUCACAUAUAAAAACAGACAUAAGAUGUCCGCGACCAAGCCUUCGACUGACAGUCUCGACAACGCUCGCAGAGCAGCAGCGCCGCCGCUCAGCCUUUUCCUUUCCGUCUUGACUUUCUCUUUCUCGCCAUGGCCCGUCUGAACUGGUCCCCUUCAUCGCUCCCCUGGCUCCGUGGCCGCACAUACCUCGUCACAGGCGGCAACACGGGCAUCGGCUACUGGACCGUCCACCACCUCGCACGCCAUGGUGCAACAGUGUACAUGACAUCGCGCUCCCUCGAGAAAGGCACACAAGCCAUCGCCAGCAUCAAAUCAUCCCUCUCCGCCGCCCCUGGCCCCAACCCCGACCUUGACCGUGACUGUGACAAUGACCCUGACUCAAUCAGAAUCCACCUGGUCGUCAUGGACCUCAUGUCGCUCUCUUCCGUCGCCGCAGGUGCCACACACAUCCUCACGCAAUGCACCUCUCUCCACGGCAUCGUCAACUCCGCAGGGAUCAUGGCCACGCCCCUAGCAAUGAGCCAGGACGGCUACGAGUCACAAUUCCAGACCAACUACCUCUCCCACUGGCUGCUGACGUACCUUUUACUCCCGCUCCUCGAGUCGACGGCCCGCUCUUCUUCUUCCUCUCCCUCUUUGGCCGCAGGUAUCCCCACCCCCACUGGCACCACACCCGUCCGAGUCGUCAACGUCAGCUCGACCGGCCACACCGCCACGCUGAAAGAAGGCAUCACCUUCGCCGACACCAGUCUGUCCACCAAAUUCACAUUCCGCCGGUACGCGCAGAGCAAACUCGCCAACAUCCUGCACUCAAAGUCCCUGGCUACCAAAUACGCCGAUGCCGGGAUCUGGAGCAUCUCGCUGCACCCUGGCAACGUCGACACGCAGCUCAACACUUCGGCAUGGGGUGGCUCAUCGCUGACCCCGAUCCUGCGCUGUCUGGGCGUGUACAUCACUCCCGAGCAGGGGAGUUACAAUUCGCUCUGGGCCGUCGCCAGUCCGGACGUUAGUGCCAACAUGUCAGGGCAAUACUUCAUGCCCGUCGGCGUGCCCAAACCCCCAAGUAAAUUGGCCAGCAACUCGGCGUUGGCCGACAAACUCUGGGAUUGGACGGCGCAGGAGAUGAAGAGGAAAGGAUUCAUCGAGGACGCUUAAAUUUUUGCGAUCAAUUGUGUGCAUUCUCCUAUCAUCGUCAGUCGAAACUCGAUACGACUUGACCUUGACUGGGGUGAUUGACGUGCAAACAAGGUCGUUGUCUAUCUCUCUACGCUACCAUGUCGGAAAUUGCGGCAAUGCCAACAUGAAAAACUUGCUGCAGCAUACGGAGUAGACAUUUACCAAUUUGAAAAGUCAAUAGCCACAGAAACCUUUUGUAGAAUUGAAGUUUCAUUUCCACUAAAUGUGGGGAGUAUUUGAC
Molecule: messenger RNA, 1493 nt
Organism: Exophiala xenobiotica
Lineage: Eukaryota; Fungi; Ascomycota; Eurotiomycetes; Chaetothyriales; Herpotrichiellaceae
Exons: 1
Coding region: 206-1231 (341 amino acids)
Source: RefSeq, a predicted model, not a curated record